AUGUCCAACACCUUUACAACAUCUUUUUCAUCAUCAUUCGGAGGUGUUUUGGGUGUUUCAGCUGUUGAACAUUUUCAUCCAAAUGGUCAAGAUAUUCUUCAAAUGCAAAAGAAUUUACUCCCAAAACCAUUCAAAAUUGCUUGUCUUGAAUCUUUACAAUUUUCUUCUCAACUCUACAUUCUACUCGGAGAUGAUCAUGGAAGAUUAUUAAUUUUUGAUUUUUCAAAAUUAGAAUUUGUAUCAUUUGUGAAAUUCAUCACUCUACCAUUCAAUCCAUACAAAUAA
Molecule: messenger RNA, 285 nt
Organism: Naegleria fowleri
Lineage: Eukaryota; Heterolobosea; Eutetramitea; Acrasida; Naegleriidae
Exons: 1
Coding region: 1-285 (94 amino acids)
Source: RefSeq, a predicted model, not a curated record